AUGAAAGACACUGGUCUUUUAUUUAAUGGGGAAUGGUAUAUUUUUACAAAGCCGUUUGAUAAAAAAACUCUUGCUCGUGCCAAAUCUAUGGGCAUUUAUGCACCUAUGUUAUUGGCAAAUGAAGCAGCCCCACCUAACGAAAAGAAAAGUGAAAUUCCCUUAAUUCACGUUUACGAUGAUCAUAAUAAUUUGGUCCAGGUUACAAAUUCAAUUACUGAAGUUGCAAAUUAUUUAUCAAUUGCUUCUGUACGCAUUAAAGAAUAUCUAGAUUCUAAUAAAAAGUUGGCAAUAUAUGGACCUGAUCAAAAUCCCAGAUUUUAUUAUUAUAUUGUAACAAAAACAGUACCAUCAAUUAUCGCCGUAUAUAAUGAAGACGAAAAUAUAAUAGUAAUUCACAAUCCCAAGGAGAAAAGUAUGAUGUGUGAUGACGCCACCAGAGAUUUUAAUGGUACCAGAAAACCUAAUGAAUUCGCAACAAAUAAUCAAGAAAUAAAUAAUCAAUUAGAAGUUUUACCUUUACCAGAAUCGGAUUUUCUUGAUUCAAUUCGAUUUUUUGCAAGUAACCAUUUUACAUAUGAUAAUGUACGCCCAAAUAUUUUUGGAAAAAUGAAUGAAACUGCUUUGCUUACCAUGGCAAGUAAUCAGUUCAAGACUAGUAAUAUUGGAGGCACUUUAGCUAUAACUCAAGACAAGUCUAUAAAAAAUAUUCUCACUCCAGCAAGUGAUCAAUUCAAGACUAGUAAUAUUGAAGGCACUUUAGCUAAUACAGAUCUAAAUAGUAUGGCCCAAAAGGCUUCAACUGAAGAUAUUUCAAUCACUGAAAAAUUUGAUACCCUUCAUUUUAAUAUUCCAUUAGAAACUGUGGAGUCUCUUUGUAUAUAUGAGAAAAAGUCAGGCGAGGCACAAAAGUUUUUAGAUCACAUGGGUGAUGAUUUUAGGUGGCCUGCUUCUAUACACGAUAAUAUCAAAUAUCAGAUCUUCCAGACUUUCGUUAAUGAUGAUGAUCUUUUAGAAAGUAACCAAGAAUAUGCACUUAAUUGCAUUUAUUUUUAUAACAGUCUUGAUAAAGGAUUGUUUAAUGAGCAUAAAGAAGACUGGGUACUAGUGUACAAACAGAAAGUUGUUGAGUAUGGAAAAGAAUAUACAAAACAACAACUAUUAGAUCUCAAUAACAAAAUGCCUGGUGCCAUUUAUCUUCCAGUUGAUCCAUUACUUCGUGAAAAAAUUGUUAAUCCUGAAAUUCCUGCAGCAAGAAUAAUACAUUCAUUUCGAUGA
This is a messenger RNA of Diversispora eburnea, 1275 nucleotides long. The record is from the annotation of a GenBank genome assembly. Lineage: Eukaryota; Fungi; Glomeromycota; Glomeromycetes; Diversisporales; Diversisporaceae.